Condylura cristata (star-nosed mole) is the source of this 2319-nucleotide messenger RNA. It is a transcript of the gene RBM33, whose product is annotated as RNA binding motif protein 33. The transcript has 13 exons. Gene Ontology annotation, molecular function: RNA binding. NCBI's taxonomy places the organism in Eukaryota, Metazoa, Chordata, Mammalia, Eulipotyphla, Talpidae. The record is from RefSeq and is a predicted model, not a curated record. The coding region runs from base 1 to 2319 and encodes 772 amino acids.
AUGGCACAGCACUUGUGUCCUCUCGCGAUUUCUGGGCUCAACGUAGCGCCAUUGAGGACCCUCAGCGAGGGCUUUCUCGUCCGGAGAGCCGCAGGUCCCCACGCCGAGCGCCGGUCCUGCCCGCGCGUGCGUCUCGCACGGGCCCGGGCCCGGGCCGUCCGGAGCGGCUUGCCCUGCGAGGCCUCGGUUCCAGUUGCCCUUCUGCUCAGCCGCGGCUUCGUCCUGGCACUCACCUGUGGAGCUGAUGGUGGCGCGCACGAGCGCCCCGCAGCUCUGGGGCAGGGGCUGGGGCAGCUGCCGUUGGACAGCGCCUCCGCCUGGAGAGAGCCCCGCGGGCGCCAAGAGGACGCCUGCCAGGCUGGAGGUGCCCGGAGGAACCCAGGCCCAGGCUGUCAGCCAGCCCCAGUGUGCCUGGGUGCCACGGCCUCUGGGAGCUGGGGCCGCGGGCACCUGCUCUCCCCAGAUGACGACUUCGACCAGUUUGAUAAGCCCGGCGCGGAGCGGUCAUGGCGACGGCGAGCGGCCGACGAGGACUGGGACAGUCUGCGUGUCCCCAGCUCCCAGGGCGUCACCAUCAGUCUGAACACCACCUCUGGCAUGGUCGCGUCGUUCGAGCUCUCUGACACCACCAAUGACCAGUCGGGAGAGCAGGAGUCCGAGUAUGAGCAAGGCGAAGACGAGCCGGCCUACCCCAAGCCGGACGGGCCGGAGCUGUAUGCUCAGGAGUACCCCGGGGAGGGCCAGUACGAAGGCCCCGACGCCGAGCUGCCCGAGGGCCACGUCGCGUACGUGGGCGAGCCGGAGGAGGAGCCGCUGUACCGCGACGAGGUGCUGGACAUCGAGAUCAACGAGCCCUUGGACGAGUUCACAGGAGGCAUGGAGACUUUGGAGCUACAGAAGGACAUAAAAGAAGAAUCCGAUGAAGAAGAUGACGACGAUGAAGAAUCUGGACGGUUACGCUUCAAAACUGAAAGGAAAGAAGGAACAAUUAUUAGGCUCUCGGAUGUAACUCGAGAGAGAAGGAACAUUCCAGAAACUUUGGGUAACUUCUUUUGCCUGUGUCCCACCCUUCCUCGCUCCCACUCCAGCUGCUCCGUAGGGCUGCUCAGACGGGCCGGCUGGGUGACGCGGACCCCAGGGUGUUCAGACGCGGACUCCGCGCCCGCUCAGACGGGCUGCGCGAGGCAGGCCCUGGGCGUCGGCCUGCGAAAGUCGCUGUGUGGCCGUCGAAGCUGUGUGAAUCACCGGGAACCGCAGCCGUUGAGCGCGUGGGCAGGGGCCUGGGCCCAGCGGGUCGGGGAGGCUGGAGAGGACCGCAGGCGCGGCCUGGGCGGGGAGCUCGAGGACGUGGGCUGCUCUCGGCCCUCGUCCUCCCCGGGGAGCGCGCGUCCAGGACCUUUUCUGGGAUUUAUGUCCCGGGAGCGCAAGACCUGUGGGUUCUGUGCAGAAACCUUGUGCCGCCGGAAGGAGGCCUGUUGCGCGGCCGGCGCCAUGCGGGCAGGCUCACGCCGUGACGACCGGGCCCCGCCGGGCCUGUGCCGUCGGCCCGGAGUCCGCUCGGCGGCCUGCUCGGCCUGCUGCCCGUUUGGCCAUGGGGACCCUUGUCGUCUUCGGCUGCUGUGCGAGACCCCGUCGGGGGCGUCGGUGCUCCGCUUCGGGCGUGCGCACCCCAGCGCCCGGAGCGGGGUGGUGGCCGGGUCUGUCGCGGCCCCCCCGGCCUUUCCUGGGGAGACGCUCUCUGUGGAGCACCGUGGAGCGCCAGACAAAGCCGGCGGCCCCCGCCCGCCGGGCCGCUUCCCCGGGCGCCUCCGCGUCUGCGCUGGCCUCGGGCCUUUCCCUGACGAGGACGAAGAGACCAGGCUGUACCGCUUGAAGAUCGAAGAGCAGAAGCGCCUGCGGGAGGAGAUCUUGAAGCAGAAGGAGCUGCGGCGCCAGCAGCAGGCCGGGGCCCGCAAGAAGGAGCUGCUGGAGAGGCUGGCCCAGCAGCAGCAGCUCCUCGGUGAUGGGGGGCCCUGGACUCCGCCGGGGCCAGCCAGGGGCCCCCAUUUGCGCUCUCGUGUGCGUGGGGAGAAGGGAGGGGAGAGCGACGGCUCCUUUCACCCGGAGACCCAGCCCCAGCGACUGCCGCCGCCCCCCGAAGUGAGACAGCAGCCGGCCCGCAAGGUGACGCUGACCAAGGGGGCCCUGCAGCAGCCCCAGCCCCCUCCAGGGGGCCCCCUCACGCACGCCGGCGGCCCUCCGGGCAUCAGGAGUGUCCAGGGAGUCCACCCGGCCAAGAAGGCGGCCGGCUUUGAGGCCUCCGAGGGCCCUGGCCUCUGA